Messenger RNA from Tetrahymena thermophila SB210, 3561 nucleotides. RefSeq names its product vacuolar sorting protein, putative. The transcript is spliced from 5 exons. Gene Ontology annotation, molecular function: protein-macromolecule adaptor activity. Lineage: Eukaryota; Ciliophora; Oligohymenophorea; Hymenostomatida; Tetrahymenidae. Gene Ontology annotation, biological process: organelle fusion; endosome organization; vacuole organization. The record is from RefSeq and is a predicted model, not a curated record. Gene Ontology annotation, cellular component: HOPS complex; endosome.
AUGGAUUAGGAUUCUGAAGGUUUUUAAGAAAGGAUUGAUUUGCCAGAUCCAUUUGAAAAAAAGAAAAUGGAUUUUGGCCUACCUGAUUAUGAAAGCAUCAAGCAACUGUAAAUUACAGAAAAGUAGUUAGUCAUUUUAACAGAAACAGGGAAAAUUUUUAGAUAAUUAUAUGAAGAAAGAAUUUAAUUGCAAGAAAUAGAAUUGCCAUAAUCAUCAUAGCCUAUUUAUAAUAUUGUUACUAACAUUUUUGGAAAAAGCUAAUCAUAUGAGCCUAUAGAAAAAUUUUUUUUAGAUAAGACUGGAAAUCAUUGCUUACUGCAAGGAAAAAAUGAGUAAACAUACUAUUGGCAUGCAUCUGAAAACAAGAUUAAGAUAGUUUUGUCUAAAUUCAAUAAAGAUAUAACAUCUUUGGCAUUUGAUGAUGCAGCAAUCUCUGAUCAAGAAGUUGCUUUCUUAUUUGGAACAAAAAGCAAAGAAUUUUUUUAUGGUAGAAUACAAAGGAGAAAGACAAAUGACAUAGAGUUUACUUGCUAUUAAAUUGAUUCGCUAGUAACGAAGAGCCCUAUUUAAAAGAUUUUCAUUUAUCAGCUAGAUUAUUAAAAAACCAAUUACACAUGUGUACUUGUAUGUGAUGAUUAGACCUUUAAUUACUUCUAUGAUGAGCAGCCUUUGCCAAAUCUUUUUAAAAAGUAUGAAAAAGGAAGUGAAAAUCUUGAUGAAAUACCAAUCAAUCCUCCAGGAAAUAUAAUUAUACAUAUGGCUAAAAAAAUUGGUUGUAAUAGACCUCAUUCUUUUGCUUAUACCACAGGUUCUACUAUAAUAUGUCUAUAAUUAUCAUCUGUUAAUGAAUUACCCAACGACUCUUUCUUGAAAAACUUUAAAUUUCUUUAGUAUGCUAAAACAGAAGAAGAUUCUCGUAAAGAUGUGAAAGAUAGAUUUUUAAUUGAAGAAAGAAUCCUCAAAAUAGGAUUAACAGAAUUUCAUUACUUUUUGCUUCAUGAGGACUGUCUAACAGUAAUGAGUAGAUUAGAUUAAAAGGUAGUUACUACAUUUGAACUGGGAAAUAUGUAGGGACCUGUGAUUGAUAUGAUCUACGAUGAUUCUUCCAGUUAAAGAUCUUUUCUUAUUUAUUCUAGAAAGAGAAUUUUAAAAAUUGUGAUUAACAUGGAAGAAGAAUUUGCAUGCUAUGAUUUAAUUAAGUAAAAAGAUAUAAAAGGUGCUUACGAGCUAUGCAAGAGAACAAAUUUGGACUGUCUUCCUUAUGUUUCUGGUUUAUAUGGAGAUUAUUUGUAUUAGGAAGGAAAGUAUGUGACUGCUGCAUAAGUUUAUUCAACAUCAUAAAAAACAUUCGAAGAAAUUAUGAUUAAGUUCUUAAAAAACGAAUCACUUGAAUAGAUUGAAGGCAUAAUAGAGUAUCUGUAAAUUUAAGCUGCAAGACUCAAUAAUUAGAAAAAUUAGGUUUAAUUUAAAAUAAUUUCAGGAUUGAGCUUAGAAUAUUACAACUAUAAAAUUAAUGAAUUAGAGAAGUAUUUAGAAGUGCUUAUUUAAGAGGAGGCAUAAAAAGAAUUAGAAAAGUAAUCAGACUAACAUCUUAAAUUUAAAAUAGAAUAUAGAGGCAAUUAGCUACAGGUAGUUUAUUUAGAUAAUUUAAAUGAAAUGAGAUUGAGAAAGCAAAGUGGUGAAGAUCAAACACCAAUGUCUUAGCCCUCAAAUAAAUUGAGUAACGAUGGUUAAGCUGAUUAAAAAAGAAAAGCUUCUUAAAAUUCUAUCACAAGUAAAAGAAUUGUCAGGAUAUAAAGCAAGCUUAAAAAAAUAAAAGAUAAUUAUAACUCAUUUUUGAAAAAUCUUAAUUCUUAAAUAGAUCAAGAAUUCGUUUAUGAAAUAACUCAAAGUCAUGGAAGAAUUGAUGACUGCUUACAGUAUGCAAAGGAGUAAAAUAAUUAUGAAAAUGUUAUAACACAUUAUGUAAACGAAUAAAAUUACAAAGAAGCUGUCAGCUAUCUAAAAGUUUUAGCCAAAAAAGACAGCAAAAGAGCCAUAGAAAUCAUAUACAAAUUUUCUUACAUUUUACUCUAAAAAGUUCCUGAAGAAUUCAUUUCUUUGGUCUUAAACUCUAUCAGAGAUUUCCAACCUUCUAAAUUGAUAUCAGGAUUAAUGAAUAUUCCAGGCACCUUUAGAAAAUUUGGAAUCUAAUUUUUAGAAAAUUGUGUUUAUAAAUAAAAGAGCUCUGAUAAAAUCAUUCACAAUCUUUAUCUUUUUUUCUUGGCAAACCAAAUUCGUCCUGAUGAAAACAGCCAAACUUAAAAAGUUGAUGAGGAAGCUUACUAAUAACUUAUGGAUUACUUGAACAAAGCAGAAGAACAAGAAAACUAGUAAAUUUAUGGAAGUUUAUAGAAUGAUGAUUCUGAAAUAAGUUUGUAUUCAUAAAAAUCAUCAAGAAAUUCUCAAAAGCAACAAAAUUAUAUUCUGAAAUUUGAUUUAGAUUUUGCACUUCAUUUAUUUGAAUCAAAAAUGAUUACAGAUGCGAUGGUCAAGACCUAUGCUUUGAUGAAUUUUUAUGAUUUAGCAGUUAAAUUAGCUUUAGAUAAAAAUAACAUUAGCCUUGCUAAAGAAUAUGCUUCAAAGCACCAUAAUGAUGAUAAAAAACAUAAAUUGUGGCUCAAAAUAGCAGUUCAUUUAAUUUAAACAUAGUAAUCCCAAAAUGUUCUAUAAUUAACAAAUGACAGUAAUGGUUAUUUAAAAGUAGAGGAUCUUCUUCCACAUUUUGGAGAAGUUCAUCAAAUAGACCUACUCAAAGAAUAAAUUUGCAGUAAUUUAGAAGACUAUAACAAUGAGAUUGAAAAUUUGAAGAAAGAAAUGGAUUAACUAAACGAAAUGUCAGAUUCACUUAAGCGUGAAAUUAAUACUUAUUCUCAUAAAUCUCUAUAGAUUAAGGGAGAAUAGGAUUGCAGUAUAUGUCACAGAAACCUUCUUUCAUAAGAUCAUUAUUUCUUUGGCUGCUUCCAUGGUUUUCAUAGAAAUUGCUACAUUUAAAGAAUGUAAAGUGAUAUAAUAGCUGAAUAAGAGAAAGAAUAGAUAAGCGAUUAAGGCGAAAAAUAACUAACUUCUUAUUCUCAAAAGAGAGUUUUUGAUAAAAUAAUAUCAAUAAAUUAGUACAUCAAUAAAAUCUAAUCGGAUUUAAAAAAUAAACAAGAAGAAGAAAUUAAGUAAAUGAAAUUAAUGUUAAUAGAUGAAAAUCAAUAAUAGUAAUCCUCUUCAAUUACUAAAUUCUUUAAAGGACUUGGAGGUGCUUUAAUAGGUGGAGCAGGUAAAAAAGAAGAUGAAUAAUAAGCUACUAUAGAUAUUAAUGCUUUCAAAAAAAAACUAAGUUCUAUGGCAAAUCUCAAAGAUAUGUUAUAAUUAUUUUUAAGUUAAGAAGAAAGGGAUGAAUAUUAUAAACAAGUAUAAAUUGUUGAUGACUUUCUCUCAAAAGAGUGUUAUUUUUGUGGACUUUCUUCUGUUGAUCGUAUUCAUACAUUUUAUCCUAAAAAUACUAAGAGUUCUAUUGAUUGGGCGAUUUGA